CCCUCUUCUUUCUUUCACCUCUUCAUCAGCUUUCUGGUCUCUUCGCCUCCAUAGCCAACCUGAUCAUCUGGGCUUCUCUUCCUCUCUUCUAACAAACGCCUCAAAAUUUCUGUGUGCCUUUUCUAGUUUCAAUAUUCAUGUAUACCCAACAUUGAACAUUCCCUCUUCCAUUUUAUAUCUCUGUGAGUCUGUUUACAGUUUCUCAAAAAUCCAUUUGAAAAACCAGUGUCUGAUUCACACCACCUUUGUUUUGUUUGUCCAAAGACAAAAGAGAUCAAGGACACUAACCCAGAUCAGAUAUUAGAGAUUUGUUGUGAGACUACCAUAUUCAAACUAUGAAUCCCCAAGGCCAAGUAAAGGCUGCACCUUUACCUGUCCCAAUGGAGAGACUUAGUGAGCAAGGCCCUCCUCCAUUUCUCUACAAAACCUAUGAGAUUGUGGAUGACUCAACCACCAAUCACAUAGUGUCUUGGAGCAAAGCAAACAACAGCUUUGUUGUAUGGGAUCCCCAGGCCUUUGCCAUCAGUCUUCUCCCCAAGUACUUCAAGCACAGCAAUUUCUCCAGCUUUGUCAGGCAGCUCAACACCUAUGGAUUUAAAAAGGUUGAUACAGAUAAAUGGGAGUUUGCUCAUGAAGUGUUCCUCAGAGGGCAAAAGCAUCUUUUGAAGAAUAUUAGGAGGAGGAGGGCAUCUCAUAAUAAUGUUCAUUAUGCUUCACAGCGAGCUUUGGAGUCUUGCAUUGAGGUUGGGAGUUUCGGAUCGUUAGAUGGAGAGCUUGAUCAGUUGAGGCGUGAUAAGGAGGUAUUGAUGGGGGAAUUGGUGAAGCUUAGACAACAACAGCAGACUACUACAGUUCACCUCCAUGGAAUGGAAAAUAGGCUCAAGAGAACUGAGAUGAAACAACACCAAAUGAUGAGUUUCUUGGCAAGAGCAAUGCAUAAUCCCAACUUUCUACAACAACUGGCACAGAAUAAGGACAGAAAAAAACAAAUUGAGGAAGCAAUUAGGAAGAAGAGGAGGCACUCUAUUGAAGGGUCUUAUAGUGUUGAGGUGGGUGAAUUAUGCCAAGGAGGAGAAGAUGCUUUUGUUAAAGUUGAAUCCCAACAUUAUGGUGACAUAAAUGAACUUGAUGUUUCAGGGUUGGACACAUUUGCUAUGGACAUGCAAGGAACAGAUGAAAACCAAAACGUCUGUGAUAAGCAAGAGUAUAUAGAGAAAGAAGAAGAAUAUGAAGGGCGAGGCAAAGAUCUGUCUGAGGUAUUUUGGGAAGAAUUUUUAAUUGACAGCGUUGAUGAAGAAGUUGAAGUACUGGGUGCUAAAGGAGAGGACGAGGAAGAUGUUACUGUGUUGAUUGAGCAGCUUGGUUGCUUGGUAUCCAAGCCCAAGUAAAAAUGAUCGAGAUCUUUUGGACAAAGAGCUGUUAAGUGAGCUUCCUUUGACAAAUCUUGAUCUUCCCAGGUCAUCUUCUUAUUUGGUAUUCACAACUUAAUUCAAGCACAUUGGCACUCGUUCAACUCAAGCUGCCUGGUUUUUUUUGUGAUUUUCAUCUGUGUUAGUCUGCUACUCAUAGAAUCAUUUGAGAAUCGUGGUCAGUUUGUAGCACCACCUCUCUUCUCAUUUGUCUACAAAGGCUACAAUUUGUAACUUUAUUUCAGUCUGUUGUUGAAUUAAACCAUUGUUUGUUCUGUUUCAUCGUUUUAUGACCUCGAAUGACAACAAGUUUU
Molecule: messenger RNA, 1723 nt
Organism: Argentina anserina (silverweed cinquefoil)
Lineage: Eukaryota; Viridiplantae; Streptophyta; Magnoliopsida; Rosales; Rosaceae
Product: heat stress transcription factor A-6b-like
Exons: 2
Coding region: 336-1388 (350 amino acids)
Biological process (GO): cellular response to heat; regulation of transcription by RNA polymerase II
Cellular component (GO): nucleus
Molecular function (GO): RNA polymerase II cis-regulatory region sequence-specific DNA binding; DNA-binding transcription factor activity
Source: RefSeq, a predicted model, not a curated record